This is a messenger RNA of Rotaria socialis, 1593 nucleotides long. Lineage: Eukaryota; Metazoa; Rotifera; Eurotatoria; Philodinida; Philodinidae. The record is from the annotation of a GenBank genome assembly.
AUGAGUGAAUCAUCGGAUCGACAUUCGUAUCAGGCAAUAUUUCAGUUGUGCACUGAAUCAAAUCAAGACCGAGUUGGCAUCUCAUUGCUCAAGGAUCCCAUACUAUGGGAUACUGACCUUGUAGUCAAUGAAACACAAAAUUACAAAGCACAUAUAGCCAUUUUAUCAGUUCACUCUGGUUAUUUUAAGACUUUGUUCGAGAAAGAAAAUCUGAACACUCGAACCGAAAUACAUAUAGAAGUUAAUGAUUUGUCUAGUUUUGAUAUUGCAUUUAAAUUUCUAUAUACAGGUAGAAUACCGAACUCUCUUCAACACAAACAAUUGAAGUUAUUAUUUGGCAUUGCUAACACAUAUAAAAUUCAAACACUUGUUGAAAUUAUACAGAAAAGUCUUAGUAGUCCGAAUAUAGAUGCUAAUAAAUGUUUACUAGUGUUAUCGAUGGAAAAUGAAUUACAGCGAAGUUAUUCAGGAAUGUGUUCAUCGGCUAUUACAAUAGCAGCCGAAAACUUUAGAUAUAUGUGUCAUCAAGAUGGAUUCUUGAAUUUAAAUUAUAAUACUAUUCAAGACAUUAUUUGCCAUUCCAACUUUCGAGUACCGAACAAGAAAAUGCCUAGUAUGGCUUUACAUCGAUGGCUCGAAGCCAAUAAGGAAACUAUUCCUGAUUUGUCAAAAUCCAUUAUGACAUUAAACCAGUAUAGACAUCCAAGAAAUAGUACUUCUCUUUUUUCAUCAAUUGUAUGCUAUUUUGCUGAUGGUAGCACCAGAUAUACCAAUAUGACAAUAAACGCAAUUAAUUCGUUUCUAAGGUCGACCCCAGAAGUAAUGGUUGGUCUCUUGGUAAAAAAUGAUGAUACUCGCGAUAAGGUUAUGUCUGCUAUUGCUGAAAGUUACCAUUAUCGUAUUGUAUCUAAAUAUAUUUCUAAGAAAGCACAUUUCAAGGACUGGAAUCCGACACAAUAUAAAUUAGAUAUUCUUAUGUUUCUUGACCAUGGUUUUGAGGAAAUUUACUGGAUGGAUUCAGAUACAAUUGUUUACGAAGAUUUGAGACCGUAUUUAGAAGCAUUUCGAUGUUCUAGUCAAUUAUUUUAUUUCGUUCUUGAUCAUGUGAUGUACGAUUCAUUGUUUGUCACUAGAUGGAAACGGCAACAUCAAGAUACGUUUAUACCACAAGCAUGUUUCAUGGGUUUUAAGUCAUCAUGUAUGAGGGCAUUCUUCGCCCUAUGGAAAAGUGCAUGGAAACUCUGGAUUGAGCCAAAACCAUUUACAAUGUAUCAAGAUCCAAAUCCAGAAUUCGAGGGAUCAGGCUUUUGCAUUGAGCAAUAUGCGCUGGGUAAUGCAAUAUCCGACUUCAUAGAACAAGAAGGGUUUUCACGUCAAAAUACCUAUGGUUAUCAACAGCUAAUAUUGCCAAUUGAACGAAAAUUGAUUUGGAUUAAAACAAAUGAACGAAUGCAAUCAUUUUAUCCUUCGUCUAAGUUACAAUCUAUGCUCAAGACUAGUACUUCUGUCUUUACUUCAAGGUCGGUUAUGAAUGGUAUUCAAAAGAAUUUAUCAAGUCUUAUUUGUCUCGCUAACGAAGACUUAGCUGAUUAA